CGUAACGCGAGGCGAGUUUGGGUUCGGCCGCGAGUUCGAUCCGGUUCGACUCAGCUUGAAACGACGAGUCGGCCACGAGGGACCAGCUCCCCCCUUGGGUACCACCGGAGGAAAGCCGAGAGCAGCCAAGAGAGGACGGAGCGACGAACGGAAGCGAAGGGCUUGUUUCCAUCGCUCCGUCGGUGGAUCGCAAGCCAACCGGCUCGAUCGAUCGCCGCGGCGGAGAUUAGGGGGGUCGCGUGGACAGAGAGGGCGUCCUAGGGCUCGAUCGCGGGCGGCGAUGGAGAGGAGAGAAGAAGAAGAUGAUGAGGAGCAGCAGCACCAGCAGCAGGAGGCGCGAGCCGGCGCUGGAGGGAAGAUGACUCGGCGACCGUUCCGGCUGAGGGCGCCGCAAACGCCGUACGAUCGCCCGCCGGCUGCUGGGGGGAAGGAGCGGCGGGAGGGGGACGGCUGGGUCUCCAAGAUCCUCGUUCGGCCUGCUUCUACGAUAAUCCCUUCCCUCUUCUCCCCCUCCCCGUCCGCCGCCUCCAAUCAAGACUACCCCCCGCUCUCCGAAUCCUUCCCCGGAACCAGGCAAGAUGAUGCUGAUAGGGUUUCCUCUCCUGAUAACCAAGUACUACAGGCAAAGGAUCGAGGUGUUUUUGAUGAAAAAUCCCAGCCUUUUGGUGAUCCAGAGGUCCAUCAGCUUUCAGGCGAUGAAGCCAGAAAUGUGUGUGAUAGUGGUGGGAUUGCUGAAGUUGAACAAUGGCUUAAGCAGAAAACAUUUUCUAGGCAAGUAAAUACAGUACUUCACAACUGUGAUUCAUUGUGUUGUUGGUUCCAGAAGUGAAAAACAAUUGUUCGUAUAUUUUUUCAGCAAGCUACAUAGUGAAAACUAAGAAGUGAACCAUGGCCUUAGUUGUGUGAUGUGUCUCCACACUCCAAUAAGGAUCAAUUUUAUUAUAGUUAACCAAACAACAUUUCCUUAUGUUUUAGCCAAGGUUUCACGCACCAUAUCGAUCAAUAUUUACUGGUUCCAGGUAAUAUUUUUAUUAUUGUCCAAUGCUGGACAAACUGUUUUAUUCUUUUCGGAUUUAAUUGACCAAUACAGGUUAGUAUACCACUCGAUACACCAAUAGCAUUCUGAUCAGGUAUAUUACCAAAAUCGGUAUUAGUUUAAGAUUAUAGACUUUGGUUUUAUUCAAAGAUAGGUUGUAAGAGAUCUCAGGAACACAAGCUUGGUUACAAUGCGAUUCGUUUAGGAGAUACCAGAGCAUCAACAACAACAGCAUCAUAAGUCCCGCCAGUUUUAGACCAGGUCCAAGUGUAGCCCUGCAAAGCUGUUGAGGCCCAUACAGCAUCUAAUAAGGUCACAUGACCCUGUUUUGAACAGGAAAAAGUUAACUAUUGCCAAGCAGACAGGCGUUCAGUCCUAGCUGAACAAGGGAAGAAGGCUUGGCUCCAAUUCUUUCCGCUUAUACCGUGAGCUGAUCAGGGGGGCUGUUAGCUUACCAACCUUUUCUGAUCCAGAAAGGUACCUGACCCCUAUCUGUAGCGGGAAAAGGUGAUGAAAGAUGCUCCCAUCCAUGUAGGGCUGUUGGCCAGCCCAGCUUACCAAAAAGGGCCACUUGGCAAGGUUUGAACAUGGAGGAAUUAGGUAAUAGGUACCAUAGUGAUAUGGGUUCUAUGAGCCUAUGAACAAUGGAUGUAGACCAUAAACACUCUACCAUAACUAGAGAAGCUCCAUUUAGGGGUUCUUCUAUAGUCGUCCUUUUUCCUGUAUAAAUGUCUCAUGUGGAAGGUGCAAGUCAGUAGUUGUAGUAGUUUGCAUUUGAUGCUUAUCUUAUGGUAAUCUAAAAGAUUCUUUUUGUGUUGAAUUGAUUAUAUGUACUGUGCCAGUGUGCCCUAAAUUUGGUUUUCUCCCAAUUAAUAAACACUUGUUGCUGCCUUAUUGUGGAGCAAACAUGUUUUAUAGCAGCUGGGUGGAUGUAAUUGUUAUUCUAAUGCUUAGAAUGUUAAUUCCUUAUCUGAAGGUUGCCUUAUUUAGUCUGCAUCAGAAUUUUCAGAUCAGAUGUGAGAAUACAGCAAGCAUCAGAUCUUGUAUUACAGUAUUGGAAACACUCAUCUAGAGCAGUCUGUUCACUUUUUAAAAAUCCUGCCACCAGAAAAUCUAUUACCAGACAGAAUUUGUUGUCUCAUGUAUUCUAAUUAAUCUUAACUUGGAAUCUAUGAUCAGUACCUGGUUGGCAAUUGUUGGUGCAUACAAUAUAGUCAAGGUGAUUAGCAUGUUAAACCUCUUGUUCCUGUGCAGAGAGCAGUCCAACUGUUUAAUGAAGUUACUGUUGUCAAGGACUAGAGAUCUUUCCCAUGAUGAUCGACCAGCUGCAGGUUUUGUUACAAAAACUGAUGGCACAUUGAACCUAAAGGCUCCAAGGAAAUCUGCACAGUCUGCUGUGCUGCCUGAGCAGCGGAUAACACCAAAGCCUCGGGAAGCUUCUGAAAUGAGAGUAGCACAUGAUGUUGGUUCUUCACCAGUUGAAAUUGCCAAAGCCUACAUGGAAGCUCUAGCAAAUGAAUCUAACCACAACUCUCAUGAUGGAAGAUUAGAGCUUGAGAAAGCAACGUUUGACAAUUGUGCGUCUGCAUCAGACAUGUCCUACUCAUCAGAUGUAAAGUUGCCUAUAUGUUGGCCAGGAGCAUUUGUGGAGAGCAGUUAUCGUUAUCGUACUCCUCAAACUCGUAGGACAAAGGUUGAGCCAUACAAAUUUCAAAGGACUCCUUACUAUGGUUCAAUUUUCUCAAGAUCGAAGUUUCAAGCUGGUGAUCAGAGUCCACAAAUUGUUCCAUUGUCUAGGUGGAAAAGAUCUACUACUUUUGGUGGUGUAAUGGUUCCUGAGAAGUAUAAUGAAUCAACUCCUUCCAAAGAAUUUGGUACUUCAAAUCUUGCUAAUUUUUGCUUAAUGUCGUCAGCAACUUCAAAUGAUAAGAACUUGCCAUCCCCUUUGGGGAUGACAUCUGAGAAAGAUUCAUUGGCAUCUAGCUUGAACUUCCAGACUGCUGAAGGUUCCAAAUACAAUAUUGGUCCUUCAUCUGUUCAUCCAAAAUCCAGUCAAAUGGCUCGGAAAAUAUUAGAGCACCUUGAUAGAACAGUUCCUCCGCCCAAAGAUAAAAUGGUACAGUUGAAGCUGGAAAAAACAGGGACCAAAGAUUUCUUGAACACUGCUUGUUUAGCUAUGGAUGGGCGUGAGAAGAGACCUGAUGUGAGUAUCAUUGCUGACAAGCCAAACUCACUCAGUAUGGAUACUGCUGCUGCAGAAGAGGCUACAACCAGGCUAAUAAUGGACAAUAAUCAUGAUGAGAGACCAUCCAUUAGUCCGAAUAGCACCAAUCAGAGCAUAUUGAGGGCCAUGGAGAAAACUUCUGAAGGCUUCGCGUUCACAUUUCCUGUUUCCACUCCGAUAAAUGCUCCUUCCCAAGCACCACCAACGCCUACCAUGACCUCAUCGCCAGCAGUUUGCAGAAUGCUUAGCAACACUGAAGAUACCAUUCCAUCAUUUACCUUUAGCUCACCUAGAGCAGACAACGGCCUUGUUUUCUCCUUCGGAUCCAUUUCAAGCCGGACUUUGACGGACACUACCACCCUGCAAUUUAAGUUUGGAUCUGAAAAGCAGCGAAACUUAUCUUUCAGUUCUACCAGCAAAGAUACCUUUGGGCUUUGGGUUGGUAGUUGAUGGUUUUCUCUUCGAGUAGGUAUUAUGGUUAGGAUAGGUUGUCGAUAUCCAUACAGCAUGUUGUAACUACAGUUAAUUGGUUCUAAGCGGACCAUGGAGUCUGCUUCGUCGAGCUACAAAUUGAGAAAACAUCAUGUCCCUUUUUUCUCAAAAGACUGUUAAAGAUGAUGUUUUCCAAAGUUGGAACACAAAUUGUUGUGGUACGUAUGAACUGUGAGUUGGUGAUUA
This is a messenger RNA of Musa acuminata AAA Group (dessert banana), 3938 nucleotides long. RefSeq lists its product as uncharacterized. Gene Ontology annotation, biological process: nuclear membrane organization. The record is from RefSeq and is a predicted model, not a curated record. Lineage: Eukaryota; Viridiplantae; Streptophyta; Magnoliopsida; Zingiberales; Musaceae. The transcript has 8 exons. Bases 2208 to 3710 code for a protein of 500 amino acids. Gene Ontology annotation, cellular component: nuclear envelope.